Messenger RNA from Ruditapes philippinarum (Manila clam), 980 nucleotides. RefSeq lists its product as uncharacterized. Gene Ontology annotation, molecular function: ion channel inhibitor activity. Lineage: Eukaryota; Metazoa; Mollusca; Bivalvia; Venerida; Veneridae. The coding region runs from base 292 to 612 and encodes 106 amino acids. Gene Ontology annotation, cellular component: extracellular region. The transcript has 3 exons. The record is from RefSeq and is a predicted model, not a curated record.
CAGACAAGAUGUGUUGCUGUAAAGCACAGAUUCCAUCUUAUCGAUUAUUGGCGGCACAGUUUACUUCUAUUAGCAACACGCUUAAAUCUUGCGCUUCUUAUGUUUAUAAUAUAGAAAUUAUUGAAAAGCCAACAUAGGUUAUUUCUGUUGACAACUGAGAUAAGUCAUUUGUAGAUUUAUGUUUGGAAUGGAUUCACGUAAUUUAAUAGUUAAGACGGUAUAAUGUGAUAAAUUUGAUAAACAUACGAGGAUAUAAAUAUAUAUAAGAUUUUAAUACAGAUAACGUUUACAAUGUAUUUGACAACUUUUUUACUUACAUCUUUGUGUUCGGUAUACGUAUGUACAGCGUAUUUAAAUGAUGAUUUUACUAUUUUCGAAGACGACAAUGUUUCCCACUUAGAUGAUCAUUUAGAAGACGAUGCCUUAGAUAUAUUUCAACAUGUUCAAAAAAAGUCAUUCCAGAGUUAUAAACGCCUUGUUUGUCGACGUUGGAAUCAUCACUGUGUACCGUGGACAAAUCGACCUGGAUUUAAAUGUUGUAACGGACUUUCAUGUAAAUGCAAUCUCUGGAUGCAGAACUGUCGAUGUGUAAGUCGGCUUUGGGGCCGAUAGAAAAAUCAAGAAUUAGACGUAAAAAGAUGAAAGAGACACUUGAAUGCAAAUACUUUAAUUUGCAAACAAUUAAGAAACAGUAUGCGUUCACAACUUCUAUAUUUUAUUUAUAGAAAACGACAACUAACAAUAGAAAAACGACAAAGAAAUAAAAUGAAUUUCGUAUCAAAGUGAUUGUUUUUUUGUAUUAUCUUUUUGCACAUUAUUUUUGGCUAUGAUAAUUGUAUCGAAUACCGGAUAUUUAUACAAAGUUUUUGAAUUAACCUUGAGAACUACAAUAAGUUAAAUGUGUUUGAUAUUGAUGGAAAGGAAGGAUAAUAUUGUGAAUUUCCCAGGAGUAUUAUCAUUUCAAUAACAAAUGUCAUAAU